AUGGACCCCGAGGCGCCGGCGAGCUGUCGCACGGUGUCGUUCGACGCGUCGCAGGAAACGCAUUACGUCAUCGUCGUGCACGGCACGUUCGACGCGCCGCCUGUAGACGGGUCGCGCACGUGGUACCAGCCCGCGGCGCCCGGCGAAAUCAAUUUCUGCAGCAAGAUCGACGCGCGCCUCGCGGAGGGACCGCUCGGCGGCGGGUGCGUGUGGCGCGAGCUGCCGGUGGAGCCGCCGGCGCGACUCCGCAUUCCGUAUCCGUUUCACUGGGACGGCACGAACACGCAUGAAGGGCGCAUCGACGCCUCGCACAAGGUUGUUACGCUAGUCACCAACUACGAUACCCCGGAGCAACAUGUAGUGACUCACGCGCACGCACGGCGGCCCCUCUCCCUCAACCUCGCCCCACCUCAUCCCCCCCUUCCCGCUCAUCUCCCACCUUCCCCUCAUCUCUCCCUCCCGCUCAUCUCCCCCCUCCCGCUCAUCUCUCCCUCCCGCUCAUCUCUCCCUCCCGCUCAUCUCUCCCUCCCGCUCAUCUCCCCCUCCCCUUCAUCUCCCCCCUCCCGCUCAUCUCCCCCCUCCCGCUCAUCUCCCCCCUCCCGCUCAUCUCUCCCUCCCGCUCAUCUCUCCCUCCCGCUCAUCUCUCCCUCCCGCUCAUCUCCCCCCUCCCGCUCAUCUCUCCCUCCCGCUCAUCUCUCCCUCCCGCUCAUCUCUCCCUCCCGCUCAUCUCCCCCCUCCCGCCCAUCUCCCCCCUCCCGCUCAUCUCCCCCCUCCCGCUCAUCUCUCCCUCCCGCUCAUCUCCCCCCUCCCGCUCAUCUCUCCCUCCCGCUCAUCUCUCCCUCCCAUUCAUCUCUCCCUCCCGCUCAUCUCCCCCCUCCCGCCCAUCUCCCCCCUCCCGCUCAUCUCCCCCCUCCCGCUCAUCUCCCCCCUCCCGCUCAUCUCUCCCUCCCGCUCAUCUCUCCCUCCCGCUCAUCUCCCCCCUCCCGCUCAUCUCUCCCUCCCGCUCAUCUCUCCUUCCCGCUCAUCUCCCCCCUCCCGCUCAUCUCUCCCUCCCAUUCAUCUCCCCCUCCCGCUCAUCUCCCCCUCCCGCUCAUCUCUCCCUCCCGCUCAUCUCUCCCCUCCCGCUCAUCUCCCCCCUCCCUCUCAUCUCCCCCCUCCCGCUCAUCUCUCCCUCCCGCUCAUCUCUCCCUUCCCUUCAUCUCCCCCCUCCCGCUCAUCUCCCCCCUCCCGCUCAUCUCCCCCCUCCCGCUCAUCUCCCCCCUCCCGCUCAUCUCCCCCCUCCCGCUCAUCUCUCCCUCCCGCUCAUCUCUCCCCUCCCGCUCAUCUCCCCCCUCCCGCUCAUCUCCCCCCUCCCGCUCAUCUCCCCCCUCCCGCUCAUCUCCCCCCUCCCGCUCAUCUCUCCAUCCCAUUCAUCUCCCCCCUCCCGCUCAUCUCCCCCCUCCCGCUCAUCUCUCCCUCCCGCUCAUCUCCCCCCUCCCGCUCAUCUCCCCCCUCCCGCUCAUCUCUCCCUCCCGCUCAUCUCUCCCUCCCGCUCAUCUCUCCCUCCCGCUCAUCUCCCCCUCCCGCUCAUCUCCCCCUCCCGCUCAUCUCUCCCUCCCGCUCAUCUCCCCCCUCCCCCUCUACCAGGCGCACCAGCUGUGGAUGUGCCGGGGGGAUGUGAUAACACACAGCGACCCCUCUUACCCCAUCUCCCAACCUCAUCUCCCAACCUCAUCUUCCUCCUCCCCAUCUCUCCCCCCACCCACUUCUCCCUCGCUCUUCUCCCCACAGCUGGCGCGCCUGCUGGACCUGAUAGCGAAUGGCGACCCCUCAGCGCGCAUCCACGUCAUCGCGCACUCCCACGGGGGCAACGUGCUGCUUAAAGCCAUCGAGCUCUUUCCUCCUCUCUCUCCUCUUCCCCACCCGCUGCCACCCUGCCCCCCUGCCACAAACCGCACGGCAGUACAUGAAGCGCCAGGGAAGCAAGGCCGUGUCGGACCUCCCGCCACCU
Molecule: messenger RNA, 1990 nt
Organism: Closterium sp. NIES-65
Lineage: Eukaryota; Viridiplantae; Streptophyta; Zygnematophyceae; Desmidiales; Closteriaceae
Source: the annotation of a GenBank genome assembly